This is a messenger RNA of Salvia miltiorrhiza (redroot sage), 1824 nucleotides long. Its product is annotated as pentatricopeptide repeat-containing protein At1g06270. NCBI's taxonomy places the organism in Eukaryota, Viridiplantae, Streptophyta, Magnoliopsida, Lamiales, Lamiaceae. The transcript has 2 exons. The record is from RefSeq and is a predicted model, not a curated record. Gene Ontology annotation, molecular function: protein binding. The coding region runs from base 171 to 1196 and encodes 341 amino acids.
AUGUAAGUAUAUACAUAAAAUUAUAAAUACUUGAUAGAGUAGAAGCCAUCCAUAUAAAUACUUUGAUUCUUAAAAUUUUAGCGCUAAAAUCUAACCAAUUAAUCUCCCAACUCAACUCCACCAACUGUUCGACCAAAUUUCCCAACCAGAUCCGAUUUCAAUAUCCAGCCAUGGCGUCAGCAGCUGCGAGAUUUCGAUCAUCAAUCUCACGCCACCCAAUCGGCGGUCUCGCUCAAUAUUCGGCUUCCUCAAGUUCAAAUCUCGAAGAAUCAAUACGAGCGGCAGUGGAAGCCAAGGCAUACCAGAAAAUCCCCCAAAUCCUCAACGCAGCAAUCGAUUCCUGCCGGAACCCUAAUCCGUUCACGUUCCUUUCAAAAUUCUCAGAGAGCCGUAGAUUCGAAAUCAUCGACGAAAUGCUGCAAUCCUUCAUCUCAAUCCGUCCGCGCUCGCAGCCGCGGAGGGCCUACUCCUGCCUCCUCUCCCUCACUCUCGACACCUCAAUUAAUCACCUCCCGCUCGCCCUCGCCGUCGUGCAGCGCACGCUCCGCUCCGGCUGCCUUCCCCCGCCGCAGAUCCAUCUCCUCCUCGCGAAAUCAUGGCUCGAUCGGCGCCGCCGGCAGCAGGCGGCGGCGCGAAUUUUAUCGGAGAUGAAAUUGAUAGGGUACUCCCCCGACUGCGGCACGUGCAACUAUCUCAUUCUCUCGCUCUGCAAAAUCGAUCAAUUCGCGGAAGCGAUUGAGGUUCUGCGAGGGAUGGGGAGAGCCGGCUGCGCUCCCGAUUCCGACAGCUUCGGUGGUUUGAUCAAUGAGCUGAGCGAGGCGAGGAUGGUGGAUGUGGCGGUGGAGGUGAUGGCGGAUAUGGUGCGAGUGCACAAGCUGAGCCCGAGGAGGGAGACGGUGGUGAAGGCGGUGGCGGCGAUGCGGGCGAAUCGGGAGGCGCGGCGGGCGGUGGAGGUGGUGGAGAUGCUGGAGGCGGAGGGGGUUGGGGUGGGGUUUGAGGCGUAUGAGUCAGCGCUGGAGGGGUGCUUGGAUGAGAAGCGGUUUGUGUUGGCGGGGAAGUUUGUGGUGGGGAUGAGUGAGAGAGGGUUUAUACCGUAUCUAAGGGUGAGGCUGCGGCUGCUUGAGGGGUUAGUCGCCAUUGGUGAGGCAGAGCAUGCCUCUGUUGUGAGGCGGAGAUUUGCAGAGAUGAGUUCUUAGUUUUCUUAUAGAUAUAUAUGAUGAACCCUUACUCUGGUGUUUGAGUGAGUGAGCCUUGAUCGUUUGUUGAUUUUAAUGAGGACAAAGAAUUGAGGGAAAAUAUGCUCAUUCUUUACCAUAUGUUGUCUUUCCUUUUUUCCAGUGUGAUGAAGCAUGGUUCGUUGCAGGAUCAAUCGCAAGCUAUGUUCUCGAUGACAGAUGAAGACCAUACUCUAGCAAACUCAGUCAAAUAUAUUCUUAACCAAGAGUACUGAAAAAUUCCACUCUUGUAUACCUCAAACGUGAGUGGGGUGAAAUGUGAUGAGUGCAUUCUUCAUAAGGGAACUACUCUAAUGUAAUGAAAUGAUCAUGUUUGACAUCAACUGUGAUUUUUUCGUAUUCAUCAUCGGGGACAUAGACCUACCUCUGAGGGCGACUAACGAGGAAUACAUCGUCUUACAGCAUACCAACCCUUCUGAUGCUCGGGUGAACAUAAGAGUGCAGACUACUCUGGUGAAGGAAAGAUUCGUGCCAGGAUCUCAUGCUUGUGUGCCAGCAUGUUAGGAGCACCUUUGAUCAAAAGCUGCUAUGGAGUUGAUGAAUAUUAGUACAUCGUAUUGGUGCUCUUUCAAGCCAUGUUUCUAGGGAU